Molecule: messenger RNA, 1671 nt
Organism: Sugiyamaella lignohabitans
Lineage: Eukaryota; Fungi; Ascomycota; Dipodascomycetes; Dipodascales; Trichomonascaceae
Gene: BUD7
Product: Bud7p
Exons: 1
Coding region: 1-1671 (556 amino acids)
Biological process (GO): Golgi to plasma membrane transport
Cellular component (GO): exomer complex
Molecular function (GO): protein binding
Source: RefSeq, a predicted model, not a curated record
AUGUUACGAGGUUUAUUGUUUGCUGAUAAUGAUACAUUUUUUGUUACCAGCUGUAGACGUUUGAGCCCGUUGACAACCAAGGAGAACGCCAAACGAUUUUUUGAGGCCUGCGAGAAGCUCUUUUUAGAUGGACCAAGACUAGGAGCUGUAUCUGAGAUCCAGGUGCCAAACGUUACUAACAACUAUCUGGUUGAUGGGUUUUUCAAGUUCAUUCAAAUAACUGGCAUGUUUGCAGAGGGAUUGGCGGUCUUAGAAAGUGUACUGGAGAAGGAGCCAGAAGUGGUAACAUUAAUAAGCAAGCUGUUAUUAUUACAAAACGAAGAAGUCAAAGCUGUGGAAAGGAUGAACAAAGGUAUUCUGGAAAACCCCAGGGACGCCUUUCUGCUCGAACUACAAUCUAAAUUUUGCCAAGACAAAAAUAGAUUGGAUCUGGCGCUUGAUUGUGCCAUUCGAGCUGUAAACUCAGCCCCAUCUGAGUUUAUUACUUGGGCCAGAUUAGUUGAAGUAUAUAUUCAGAAGGGCGAUUAUGAGCAAGCGCUUUUGACCCUGAACUCCUGCCCAAUGUUCACAUACCACGAAGUGGACUCCCAUCGCAUGCCAGUUCCUGCUAAAUCGCAUUUCCCUCUGCCCACUACCGGUGUUAUCGACGAAAUAUGGGCAGUAGAUAUUAACGCUGACAACGAGGUUAGUGACCCUUCACUUCUUAGAUUGACAGCUCCAACUUUGAGGGCUACAUUUGCCAAGGCUUAUGAUCUCUUGACGCAAAUAGUUGCACGCAUUGGCUGGGAUAAACUGCUCAAGUAUCGCUCUAACGUGUUUGUGAUGGAAUUGGAGUAUCGUAAAGAUAAGAACGAGAAAAAAAGCGGACAUGAGACCGAAGACAAGGGUGGAGAAAGCAAACCCAAUACCGAUAAGAAGGAGUCAUCUGGCAAAGAACAGAAAAUCUCGGAUAAAAGCGACUCUAAAAUCUCUGAUACCGAUUAUGCCGUGCUAUCUAAUGGCUCAAGUGAUCAGAAUGGUGGUGUUAACGGCGAAAGCACGCCAAAUGGUGGUUUAGAAAGACCACCAACUGCUACCACUGGGACUGGUACCGUAUCAACCUCACCAGCAUUAGAGGCUAGUUCUGCUACUGUGCCAGUAGAACUUCGUAAUAAAAGACUUUGCGAGAGAUGGCUGGAUCACCUGUUUAUGGUGCUUUACGAUGACCUUCGUACCUACACUGUCUGGCGCACAGAAAUGGUUCAUUAUCAAUCACAGCAACUACCUUAUGUGAAAUCUGCAUUGGAAUGGGAAAUAUACGGUAUGGUUGCACAUAGACUUAAGCAUCAGGACGAAGCUAUAGAUGCGUUCCAAAAGUCGAUGGAGGUCAAGUUUUCCGACAGAGUUUUAUGGAAGUUGUUAGAUUGUUAUGCACCAGAAGAAAAGGCAAUUCCCGUAAAUAUCCCAGCUGCGCUGGAUGCAGUUGUGAAUUUAACUGCUUGGAAUCACCGUUGGUACACCGACUUUUCACCCAAACUGCUGAUCGCUUUAGAAAAAGUGAUCACUAGUGAGGGUCUUGUCAAGGUACGAAGUAAAAUUGAUGCCAAGUAUAGUCCUCAGGGAGUGGUUGCGAUUGUCAAUUCCAUCUUAAACACACUUGCUCUCUUUGAAUUGCCAGGCACCGAGUACUAA